Molecule: messenger RNA, 1396 nt
Organism: Neurospora tetraspora
Lineage: Eukaryota; Fungi; Ascomycota; Sordariomycetes; Sordariales; Sordariaceae
Product: mitotic-spindle organizing gamma-tubulin ring associated-domain-containing protein
Exons: 5
Coding region: 350-1396 (348 amino acids)
Biological process (GO): mitotic spindle assembly; microtubule nucleation by interphase microtubule organizing center; gamma-tubulin complex localization
Cellular component (GO): mitotic spindle pole body; spindle; gamma-tubulin ring complex
Source: RefSeq, a predicted model, not a curated record
CGGAGUCGUCGAUCGGCUGACAACGGUUAGAACCGAUAAGCGUGACUUCCUCGCUCCGUUGAGGAAAGAGCCCCUGUAGAAGCCCGCUGUAGCAGCUCGUUCCUUCCUGGGCUUGGGGCUUACAGCGGAAAUUGAUAGUACAAGAGCCCGCCAAUCUCUUCCUCACAUCUGUGUCUUCAGGUUCCGACGCGUCAACCCCAAUCACCACAACACUUCACUUCACCUCUGUCCUCUUCCACCUCACCCCACUUCAACUUCAACUCAACACAUCACCAAACGUUGCGCCACGCUCUUCAAAACACAAAAAUCACUUUCAUUAUCCAAGAAAAGAACAUAUCAUCAUUACAACAUGGAGAAGAGCGAAAAGCAGGCCGCCGCUCAACAAGCGGUAGACAUUCUCCACGAGAUUUCCACUAUUCUGAACUGUCAGUUGGAUCGUAGAACACUCUCCAUCUGCAUUUCCAUGAUUGAGAAUGGCGUAAAGCCCGAGGCGCUGGCUAUGAUCGGCGGGGAGAGGGUUUUACUCGGUUCUUCGAAGCGUGGACCGUUAAAUGAGGAAGACGACCAAGAUCAGAUGGACAUCGACUUAGCCUCUGACGGCAAGAAUCAGCGUUAUCUGGCCGCGCCGAACGAUGCCAUUUCACGGUACCAUUUGAAGCUCACUAUUUACACCCUUCGAUGGGUGAUUAUGGGGUUCAAAAGGCUGAAGACAAGAUUUCCACCGUUGUGCCACUCUGACAGCAAGAUGGACCCGAUCGCGACGGACUUGGAAUUUAGCUCCGAAAUGAGUCGUGGUCGCAAGGCGUCACGAGCAGUCAAUGGAAGCGGGAGAAACGGCGCUUUGCCAUUGGGAUUGAGAAGGGCCAGAAGGGCCAAAAGCGCACCAAAUCGAACAGAGAGGAUCAAAUAUUAUGAGGAGAUGCUGCGAUUCGUGAGAGAGCGGCCCAUGAUCUCGACAUCGAUGCGGCCCAGCCCGACGUCAAGUUGGGCGGAUCACGAUCGCUUAGAGGGCUGGGACCAAAAUGAAGAAGAGGAGGAAAUGGAUCCGAUGGAGCUCUGGGAAACAGAAAGGGAGAAUAAUAAAGACGAAUCGAGGCAAGAACAAGCACUGGUCAAAACGGAGGUCAUGGAACUCUGCGAAACAGAAGGAGAGGAAAACAAGAACGACUCGGGGGAGCAAGAACAACAGACACCUCUGGUGAAAACGGAAGUCAUCCAAGUACAACCCUCCAGCAGCAAUCAGACAUCGGAGGGUGGAAAUGAAGAGGCCAGUGGGAUGAAAGUUGAAGUCACGGAAAUGUCCGUCAGCAGCAGCAGGAGCAGCAGUUUCGAAUGCGACGAAUCACCAUACGGAAUGGAGAAUCGGAUUGAAAAGGAGAGGCGCAGGUCAAAAUAG